AGUUUGGUUCCGCUCAAUAUUCUUGUGAAGUUCACUGGGCAAGGAAAAGUCUCUUCCUCUCAGUGUUUUUGUUUUCUCGACUCUAGUGGUCGGAAAACGUUUUCUUAUUUGACAUACUUAUAAAAACGAGCCAUAUUAAGGAGCAGAUAUGGCGCUCACCGAUGCGGAUGUACAGAAACAGAUCAAGCACAUGAUGGCCUUCAUUGAGCAAGAGGCAAAUGAGAAAGUAGAGGAAAUUGAUGCUAAGGCAGAGGAAGAGUUCAACAUUGAGAAAGGUCGUCUGGUGCAGACUCACAGGGUGAAAAUCAUGCAGUACUAUGAGAAGAAGGAAAAGCAGAUUGAUCAGCAUAAGAAAAUCCAGAUGUCAAACCUGUUGAACCAAGCGAGGCUGAAGGUGCUGAAGGCACGCGACGACAUGAUCUCGGAUCUGUUGAAUGAGGCCCGUCAAAGACUUGCAGAGAUUGCCAAAGACCCUGAGAGCUACUCCAGCCUGUUGGUGGGCCUGGUGCUUCAGGGAUUCUAUCGACUGCUGGAACCUAAAGUUACAGUUCGCUGUCGAAAGCAGGAUGUAGAAAUGGUUCAGGCUGCAGUUACUAAGAACAUCCCUAUCUACAAAGAGGCUGUGAAGAGCAACAUAGAAGUCAGAAUUGACCUGGAACGUUUUCUACCAUCAGACAUCUGCGGAGGAGUGGAAAUGUAUAAUGAUAAUGGGAAGAUCAAGGUUUCCAACACUUUGGAGAGCAGACUAGAACUUAUGGCACAUCAGAUGAUGCCUGAAAUCAGAGAGAAACUGUUUGGUGCAAACCCUAACCGCAGGUUCACGGAUUAGCAGUGGAUUUGAAGAGUGCGGUGUAGACAUGGAUGUAAUAUUUAAGUUGAUGACAGACCAUCAUUUCAGUGAGCAAGAGUGUAAAAUCAACUGCCAGUCAUCAGGGUCAAAGGAAAGCUACUAUAUUUAAGGGAAUACUAUCAAUGCAUUCAUAUGUCCUUUUUAUUUUUGUACCAGUGGAUUGAGUAAUAAUUCAACAAGUGCACUUCUGCAUAUGUAUGUUUAAGUGGCUCUCCAGUUGCUGUGUAAAGAACUGCUUUAACAUUGCAAAUAUGUUUUCCUUAAGUUGUUUGAGGUACACUGUUUGCUCCCUACUACUUGACCAAAGGAAUCAAAGUUACAUGU
Molecule: messenger RNA, 1174 nt
Organism: Monopterus albus (swamp eel)
Lineage: Eukaryota; Metazoa; Chordata; Actinopteri; Synbranchiformes; Synbranchidae
Gene: atp6v1e1a
Product: ATPase H+ transporting V1 subunit E1a
Exons: 9
Coding region: 149-829 (226 amino acids)
Biological process (GO): proton transmembrane transport
Cellular component (GO): proton-transporting two-sector ATPase complex, catalytic domain
Molecular function (GO): proton-transporting ATPase activity, rotational mechanism
Source: RefSeq, a predicted model, not a curated record